Molecule: messenger RNA, 2529 nt
Organism: Clonostachys solani
Lineage: Eukaryota; Fungi; Ascomycota; Sordariomycetes; Hypocreales; Bionectriaceae
Source: the annotation of a GenBank genome assembly
AUGUCGUCCCAAUUUGCCGGACGGCCCUUGCGCCGCUUCGUCGUCGUCGUCAUAUUCUUCGCCAUCGUCACGCUGCUAUGGCGAAAUCCCGACUUCACCCCGUCGUUCCCAGGCCGAGCAACGGAGAUGAUCAACGGCUACAAGUAUGCGCCGAGCCGAUUCGACUGGAGCCGGAUCAAGCCGCGCUACGCCGUCGGGGACAUCAAGCCGCCCCCCACGGGACGGCCGAAGAGGCUCCCCAAGGUGCAGGCCAAGUUUGGCUCCGAUGCGCAGAACGACAAGACGCUGGCACGGAAGACUGCCAUCAAGAACAAGUUCCUCAAGAGCUGGGAGGCGUACAAGACGUAUGCGUGGACAAAGGACGAGCUAAUGCCUUUAUCCGGGAGAGGAAAGAAUACAUUUUGCGGCUGGUCUGCGCAGCUUGUUGAUGCAUUGGAUACGCUGUGGAUCAUGGGCCUCAAGGACGAAUUUCGGCUUGCUGUCGCCGAGGUCGCUCUAAUUGAUUGGCAGAGUACUUCCCAGAGGAAGAUCAAUUUAUUCGAGACGACGAUCCGGUACCUCGGUGGCUUGCUGUCUGCCUAUGAGCUAUCGGAGGAGCCUGUUUUGCUACUCAAGGCCAUUGAGCUAGGCGAUGCCCUUUUUGCAGCAUUUGACACGCCCAAUCGACUCCCAGUGAAAUGGCUCGAGUUUGAGAGGGCGAAGAAUGGCAGGCAGGAAGCUGAAACAUCCAUGUCCAUUGCUGUCGGAGGCACUCUGUUUCUCGAAUUUACCAGGCUCAGCCAGCUUUCAAAAGACCCCAAAUACUACGAUGCGGCUGAGCGCGUAAAGAAAUUCUUCAACGAGUACCAGCCCAAGUCGCAUAUCCCCGGUCUCUGGCCGCGCGAUUUGAACUAUCGCGAAAAGACAGGGACCGAAAAUCACAGGUACACCAUGGGCGCUGGGGCUGACUCCUUCUACGAAUACCUCCCCAAAAUGCACGCCCUUCUCGGAGGGUUGGAUCCCGAGUAUGAAAAGAUGACGGUGGCUGCACUUGAUGCAACUAGGGAUAACCUCCUAUACCGGCCCAUGACACCCAAAGAUCACAACAUCCUGCUGUCUGGCGUUGUCCUCUUUAAUGAUGACGGGAACGCCAGGUACUACGCAGAGAUGCAUCACCUCACAUGCUUCGCUGGUGGAAUGUAUGCACUUGCUGCCAAGCUCCUGAACCGCGACGACUACUUGGAUGUUGGAAGCAGGCUGACGGGCGGGUGUGUCUGGGCCUAUGACUCUUUCCCUACGAAUAUCAUGCCCGAGAUUUCCGAGCACAUCCCGUGCAAGGACAAAAACGGUCCUUGCGAAUACAAUCCAGAGUCGUUCCCUUCCAACUCCGAGAAUCCCCUCCCUGACGGCUUCGUGCGGGCUCGAGAACCCGGGUACAAGCUGAGGCCAGAGGCCAUUGAGAGUGUGUUUUACAUGUGGCGCAUCACCGGAGACCAGAAAUGGCGGGAUGCUGCAUGGAGGAUGUGGGAGGGCAUUGUGAAGGCGACGGAAACACAGCUAGCGUUUGCGUCGAUUGAGAAUGUUGCAGAGCAUGCAAGCGAGAAAGUCGACUCCAUGGAGACUUUCUGGCUGGCUGAGACGCUCAAAUACUUUUACCUCAUCUUUGAGGAUGACCAUGUGCUCAGCCUGGAUGAGUGGGUGUUCAACUCGGAGGCGCAUCCGUUUAAGCGCCCUUCGACUUCCCUUCGUGCAUUCACCACCUCGUGUCGACUCCACGAUGCCGCGGCCAAGAACCACUACGAGCGUCUGAACAUCCGCCACGAUGCCACGCCGGCCGAGAUCAAGAAGUCCUUCUACCAACUCUCCAAAGUCCACCACCCAGACGCCAACCCCUCCGACCCCUCAGCCUCCCACACCUUCUCCCUCCUCUCCGAGUCCUACACCGUCCUCUCCGACCCGCCCCGCCGCGCCUCCUACGACCGCGACGUCCUCCGCCUCCAGCACCACCACCAGCAGCACCGCCACCCCGCCGGCGCCUCCUACCACAGCACCAACAACCCCGCCGGCGGCCGUCCACCCUCCGGCCUCAGCCGCCGCAGGGGCACCUUCCACGGUCCCCCGCCCAGCUUCUACCGCAGCGGCGGAUGGGGCGCGCACAGCGAGAAGCGCCGCCGCGCGCACGAGGAGUCGACGGGCGGCGCCGAGUCGUCAGCAGCAGCAGGAGGGGGCACCAGUCGGGAUGAGACGGCGACGCACGGCGGCAGGCACGGCGGGAUGGGACCGGGCUCCGACCCCUUCGGGCACCGGCACCACGACGAGGUCUGGCACUUCGACAAGCAGGGCCACGAGCGGACGCAGAGGCACGAGGACCGCCGGCGGUGGGAGAGGGGCCGCCGCGCCGUGGACGACGACGGGGUCGAGUUCGAGCCCCAGAUGAGCCUGGGCGCCCACUUCCUCGUCGUGCUGGGCAUCCUGGCCACCAGCUUCGUCGUGCCCGUCGUGUAUCUGCAGUUCCAGCGCCUGGGGCGUAAGAAGCAGGAUGGAUACUGA